CCAAGACCAAAAAACAAUGACGAAAAGAUCGUAUGUUUCGGACCAGAAAGUACCGGCAUUCACCCUAGCGCAGCCGGAAGUUGCAAUAGAACAACGAGCACCACGAGCACCGCAACCCGAUCCUCCUCCACCUCCACCCCAAGCCAAACCUCCGCUCCCCCCGGAAACGCUUUCCGUUCAAAAUUACGGUCUUCCGUUCCAAAUCGUCAAAGCUUACCAGGACGACAACAAGGGCCAGCUCUACGAGUGGCAGCGCGAUUGUUUGUUCGCUGGGAAAGACCAGGAAGUGCUGCAAGGGAAAAAAAACUUGAUUUACUGUGCUCCCACUUCCGGCGGCAAAACCUUCGUCGCCGAAUUGUUGAUGCUGCGAGCAGUGACCGGCUGCAGGGGAAAAGUUUUGGAUAUUGACGAAGAUGACGCUCCGGGGGCGGAUCAUGAUGCCGACGCAGUUGGUAGUUCUCCAAAGCGCAAAUCCACAGUUUUCGCCGCAAAAGAUCAUGACCAGCAAGCCGACGGCGGCGAGGAACAAGCUGCACAGGCACACCAGGGCACUACCAAGAAGAAAAAGAAGAGAAAGAAACAAAAAAUUCCCCACCACCAGCAGGUCGGCCCGGCGUUGCUCAUCCUUCC
This is a messenger RNA of Amoebophrya sp. A120, 630 nucleotides long. NCBI's taxonomy places the organism in Eukaryota, Dinophyceae, Syndiniales, Amoebophryaceae. The record is from the annotation of a GenBank genome assembly.